UGGUCGUUUUGAGACAUCAAAUCGCAGCGCAACAAUAGGACAUUCGUCCAUAUUUGGUGUCCACUACGACCAAGUAUCAGUAUUGUGAAAAUGACUUCCCAGCGAUCUUUGCUUGAAAAGGCGUACCUGGUGUACUUUGCCUUACACAUCCCCAUCCUGUUCCUCGUCGACCUCGUGCCUUUUUAUCCGCGCUCGCUAUGGGCCACCUCCAGCGCGCCUCUGUCCUUCUUAGGCGACAUACGUGCUUACUACUUUGAGGCGUACAAGGACCAAUUCUUCGCCCCUCCACCAGCAACCGUCCCCUCCUUCUUCCCGCUCUUCGCCCUCCUGGAGCUGGUCAUCCACCUGCCCGUCUCGGUGUGGGCGGUGCGCAAGCUUUGGCCCAGCGCUCCCGGGCUGGACGGGAAGGCCGAGCUCCUGCUUCUUGUCUACGGCGUCGAGACGGUCCUGACGACCGCGACAUGCAUGUGGGAGGCGUGGCAGUGGGACGAGAAGCUGGUCAGCCUGAGCGAGAAGACGACGCUUCUAGGCGGCCUCUACGGCGCCUAUCUCGCACUUGCUGCUAUUCUGAGCGUUGACAUGUACGUGCGGAUUUCCAAAAGAUUUGAUGGCAUUGAUGGGAGGAAGAAGGUGCAGUAAACUCUCUUGCUCUCUGAGGGAGGCGCGGGAAAACUACGUCCUCUUUACCGUUGAUCUCCCUCAUGUGGCACUACAUAUGUCUAUAUUUAAGUUUUCUUGGCGAUUUUAACAUGUAUCUUGUGAUCCGGCCAAGAUCCGACCAUGUCAUUCAUGUAAAAUAUUAUAACCAGAUAGCCGAAGCUGCCAUACGGGUCUGAACCCAACGCGCAAGCAAUCAAGAUUAUGAGGGCCUUGAUGGUCUUGAUCAGUUUUGAGUCGUCUAGCCCGCAUAUACACGAGUUUGAAAUGACGUGCGGGAUUGUGCUGAGGGCU
Truncatella angustata is the source of this 951-nucleotide messenger RNA. Its product is annotated as transmembrane protein 6/97. The record is from RefSeq and is a predicted model, not a curated record. The transcript has 4 exons. Gene Ontology annotation, cellular component: endoplasmic reticulum. The coding region runs from base 91 to 639 and encodes 182 amino acids. Lineage: Eukaryota; Fungi; Ascomycota; Sordariomycetes; Amphisphaeriales; Sporocadaceae.